CCAUUUUCUUCCCUCCCCACACAUAUCUUUCUCCUUCCAUGUAGAUCUCUUCUUCCCCUUCGCACAACAACCAUCGCUGAUGCGAAGUCCGCCGCGGUCCGUCGUCGUCGCUGAUGUGAAGUCCGCCGCGGUCCACCGCCGUCGCCGCCGAAGGUCUUCUUCUCUUUUUCGAAGUGGCGGCAGUGGCCAGAGAUGAGGCGGCGGAGGAUGGAUCUACACCAACGGAGGCCGGAUCUGCAGCGCCGACGGCCGGAUUUGAGAAGUCGACGACUGGAGGCGGCCAGAUCUAUGGAUCCGAUGACCAAAUCCGCAUCUGCAACGGUGGACAAUUUUAAGACCUUGGCGGCAGUUUGCGAGCAGCGGCGGCUGGCGAUCGGCGGCCGGCGAGAAGCAGCCGGCGAUCAGCGAAGGCCGGCAAGCGGCGACGGCAGGCAAGCAUCGGUCCGUCAUUGGGAAUAAUUCAACUUUUGGUGCUAAUUGCCUGGUUGAUGAUAAGUCCACCAAUGCUCUAGAACAUCUCAAUUCUCAAUUAUUGAAAAGAGAAACCCGUACGGCGAUAAAUUAAUGGGAUGCAAUGGGAAAUGCAGCCCCAUGUGUGAAAAGACAACAAUGGGGUAAAGAAGUGAAGAAGGAAGGAGAAGAGAAGAACGAGUGGAGGAAGAAGAGGGAGGAAAUCGCUGAAGGCAAAAAGAAAGUUCAUAAUGGCAGGAACACCUCAAAUUCAGAAUGACGACGCCAUCUACCCGAAGGGCAAGUGGAUCAAGGUGCUAGAUAACAACUUCCAGCUAGACCUCACCGUCUUCAAAUGCCAGAACCCGAUCAUUCCGGCCAUAAUGAAAGGUCACUAUCUCUGGGCUGCACUCCACAACUGUAAUACCCGAGAUUAAUUUAAGAGGAUUAAUAGUACUACUCAUGCCAACAGAGGUGCAUCUCCUUUUAAGGGAGCUCAUCACCCAAGAACUCCAAAGUUAAGCGUGCUUGCACGGGAGUAGUCUUGGGAUGGGUGACCUCCUGGGAAGUUUCUCAGGGCGCGCAUGAGUGAGGACAAAGUGCGCGGUAAAGGCUCGUGGUGGUUUGUGGGGACAGUACUAGAGGUCUAGAGUAACUACCUCGGGUCCGUGUGGGCCCCCGGGGUGUUACAGGUGGUAUCAGAGCAACCCUGCGACAGUGUGCUGACCCGUUAGAUAUCGGGUGGGCACUUAGCGGGGCAAGAUUCUGGGGUUUUAUUGAGAUUGGUUUAAGGGCGCAACGAGGACGUUGCGAUCCUAAGUGGGGGUGAUUGUAAUACCCGAGAUUAAUUUAAGAGGAUUAAUAGUACUACUCAUGCCAACAGAGGUGCAUCUCCUUUUAAGGGAGCUCAUCACCCAAGAACUCCAAAGUUAAGCGUGCUUGCACGGGAGUAGUCUUGGGAUGGGUGACCUCCUGGGAAGUUUCUCAGGGCGCGCAUGAGUGAGGACAAAGUGCGCGGUAAAGGCUCGUGGUGGUUUGUGGGGACAGUACUAGAGGUCUAGAGUAACUACCUCGGGUCCGUGUGGGCCCCCGGGGUGUUACAACAACGCCAAACCAGUGCCAGAGAUAUACCUCCAACAAUUUUUGGGCCACAUGCAUACAGAAUCAGCAAAGGAUCGCUCCAAAAUCAAGACCAAAUUGAAUGGUAUGCGCGUAAUCCUGACGCCAUCUACACUGCGAUCCACACUAGCGCUGCCAGUCCACGACACAUAUGAUGCGUUGCCAUCCAUUCCUGGUCUUCUCAAAGACGUGGCAGCUCUCGGCUACACUUCACUUCUACCGCAGCUGUCAAACUUCAAUGGAGCCUAUCUCCAUCACCCGUGGAAGAGUCUGUUCGGGUUGGUAAAUAAAUGCCUGUCACCGAAGCAUGCCAGGUUUGACAAGUGCAACAAGCAGAUCCUACUCAUCUUUCAUGGCAUUGCAUACAACAAAAAGUACGACUUGGCACAACUCUUCUUCUCAGAGCUCAUGGACCUGGUAAAAGCAAAGGAGAAAAACAGGCCAGGUACCAUCCCAUACGCGAGGUGGCUGGGGCUGAUCAUCCAUGACUGCAUGGCAGAGCACACCUCCAUUCCUAGACGCAAUGCUGAUCCACACUACACAGCCCCAAAGCUGCAAUACUUCAAAGCAGACAAAAAUCCUGUCAUCGGUCUGCGGAUUCCUGGGUUCCUGCUCCAACUCACCAAUCCAUCCAAUCCGACAGUCCAACAGUACCGCGAGAGCAUUGAGAGAAAUGUCCCUAUGGUUCAGCAAAACCCAGCUGGACCUACUCCAGGGACAAAGCCGAGUGCAAGUAAGGGUCCUAAGCAAGUCUAGAAGCCACAGAAACCAGUGGCCGGUUUGCCCCAUGAAGGAAAGUCUGACGACUCUCUCGAGACGAGUCAGACGGCUGAGGGCACCGAAACAGACGCUGAGGAAUCUGCUGAUGAAUCGUCCAGUGAUGCCCAAACUAACACUGACGAUGAGGCAUCCGAGAGCGUGGGUACUGAUGGUAAGGAGUCCGACUCUGAUGGUGAUGAUGAUGACAACGACGACGUUGAGCACACCUAUGCUCUAAUCAGAAAAGGAAAGCUUCCUGUCGAAUCUCCAAAGAAGAUAACUGCUGAAGACGCAACACCAAUAAUUGCAGGCAGACCAAAGGUCUUCACCAUCAAGGAGCUGCAAAAAUCCAAGAGCGUUCACAGAGAAACCAACAGCUCCAAGGCUGACUAUGAUGAAGCAACCCAUGCCAUCAAGAACUCAAAAGAUGCCAUUAUCCGAGAGAAACGGGCUAAGAUAAAAAAUGACAAAUCUGCUAAGUCAAAGCCUCAGCCUUGCGUCAGAAAGAGCCUCAUAGAUAAGGUGGACGAGCACAUAUUCGCCGGAUGUGAUCCGUUUAUCCAGAUAAGCCGAGCCGAAUCCCUAAGUACAGGAGCCGAUCUUUUCGGUUCCCGAGUAGAAGUCGCAGCAUCUGGCUCAACUGCGCAUGCACAGCCCUCACCCAGCCACUCGAUAGCCUCCCAACAGGCUAUCGUUUCAACAGCACGUGACUCACCCCCCUCGCUGGUUCCUUCCGAAUCAGUUGAGCGUACUAUUGACCAAUCGCCCGAGGUCAAAACCCCUCCUUCGAACACAUCGAGUCUAGGUGUCACAUUUCCAACAUUUUCUACAUUUUCUAGGACACCUACACUAUUCACAGCACAUACAGGUGCACACACCCUGAACGCAACAACCAGAGCGCAAGCUAUGACGGUUGGAAGUCCUGCUAUGCCUUCAAUGAUUCCAUCAUUGCACGCAGGCCACACAUCAACUAUCUUCACUGAUGCUGUGACAACAGUUACAACCCCCGUAUUUGGACACCCAACCUUUGAAGAUGUCAACGUUCUGCUAAAUCGCUUCCUGGAUUCCACCAUCAAACCAUGGGUGCAAGAAGCAAUGACCUCUCUUGCACAGGAAUUUAGGACCACCCAAGCGGUUCAGUCUGAACAACCCCCACCCCAACCUUCACCCGAACCCUUCAUCUCCCAUACACAACCAAUAUCUUCCACCGCCAUAUCUCACCACUCAAUCAACCAAAUACCCAUUCCUUCACCUUCUCGGGGAACCCAAGAUACAGAACUAGUAUUCUCCCCACGCCCGACCACACCUUCCAUCGAUCUCUCCUCGUUACCUUUCGAAACCUUGGCAUCGGAUUUGCUGGACCAUCUCCUCAACAUCCCAAAAGCCAACCUUACCCUCCACCAACAAGCCAUUCUCGAAGCCCUUCUCUCUUCCCCUGAAACCAAAAGCAAAUGCAAGGACAAUCCUCGUGGUUGCAAACGUUCCCAUGAGGACCCCGACGAUUCGGAUCCUCAUGAGGGGAGAACAAGCGGCCACGACCACUUGAGCAAACUGCUUUAGCCAGCCACACUCCACAGCCCGUUCAACCAGAAAUCUCUACCAACCAACAGCCACCACCCGCAACCAAACUCUCUAGCCUGGUCGAGCUAGAUGAAACAUCCUGAGGCGUAUCUCCUAGAGAUACCAACCGAGGAGGGGAUGGAAGUCCUGAUGAUGUUACCACUGGUACAUCUGUUACGUCAGGCCAUCAGUUAGAACCUCAUUCAAAGCUGAUGACAAUGGGAAAUCCCAGUGACCUCGGUGUUCCAGUUAACAGGUCUCCGUCUCCAAAAGAUCAACCAGCCACUACCGUUCUGUCGUCAGAUGAAAUGCAUGAUCAACUAGAAGAUAUCAUCAUUCACGACAAAUGGCCCAGACAGUGGACGGAGAUGGAUCAAAUCAUGCAGGAUGAAGAAUGUGAAGAUAUGCAAAGGAACUGGUUCCUACGAGAACUCAUCAACAAAUGUGCAGAAGAUAUAAUCAGGCUCGAGGACGAUGAACGAAAGGAAGGGGAGAACUACAAGGAAACUCAGAAAGAACUUGAAUCUGUCGUCAGACAAUCGGCGGGACGACUUCCCAGGACAGAGAAACCUUGGGACAAUGUACGAAUCAAAGCCCCCUUCCAAGAGGAAAUCAGAGAGCGUAUAUGGCGUAGACCAGACAAAGUCAAACGUUUGAAUGAACUAAAGCUGCGAGGUCUCACCCAUCUCAAAGGAAAGCUGGCAGGAGGUCAUCUACAUAUGCUGUUGCAACGGUCAACCGGUACUCAAAGAGAGCUGAUGGAACAGGAUUUGAAAUCCAACAUUCUCCCUAUUCAUCAAAUCCUACAGGUUAAGGCCGAGGAUUAUCACGGAGUGAGAUUCUAUUCUUACAAGCUUCAACGCACCGAUGGGAGUGAAUUUACAUGCCAAGAAAAUGAUUUCAUCAUGCUUAAACCAGACGACAUCUAUCAAAUGUUUAUGGCAUAUCGAUACCUUCCAGUCAGACAAAGCAAAACAUACAGCGAAGGCCUCGCAGCAAUCAAAAGGUUCAUGCUCAUACAAAUCAGAGUGCACUCAUCUCACGGCCUACAGAUGGCCAUCGAGUGCAACUUGACAAAAACAAAUCUUACAAAGCCAAGACUGUAUGGUCCAGAGCUCGAAGACUUCCCAGCAUACCACAUCUUCUUCACACCGCCAGCAGUCAUAUAUCUCAACCACAAGAAUGAAAAACGCCUGAUGGUGGUUAGCAAAGUUGAGAAAUAUUGUGAUGGAACGCUGAAGAUCAUCAAAGAACAGUUGCUGAAGAUGAAGGAACAACUAGAGCAAAAUCUUGAGGAGGCAUCGUCAUACAUUCAAAAGGAACACUCAACAGUGGAGACCAUUCUAAAAGCCAUCGACGAUCUCCUAGACAAGAGAAACAUGCUAAGGCAAUAUGAGCACGCACUGAAUAUGAGGAAGCACUAUUUCAAAUCACAGAAGCAAUAACAAGGUGGCACUUGAUCACAAAGGGGGAGAUUGUUGAAGAUCAUUUAAUUGUGAAUCAAGUUUGUCACGUAUCUUGUAGUAGAUUAGCUUUAUUAUUAUUCCUUGUAUUAAAUGUGUGCAUUUAUUAGGUAUAUAAUAUGGUCCAAGUGUUAGGCCCAUACAAAAGGCUAAAAGCCUUAUACGCAUACCUGAACCUCGCCUAAAAAAGGGAGCCGAGGAUUCAGGUCUAGGUUAACUUUCGUACACGCUCAAAAUAGCCUUAGCGCAAAUACUUCUCUGUACGAGUUCACGGUAUAUCAAGGAGGGUUUACAUCGAUUCAUCUGUGUUCAUCUUUACGGUUAAUCUUCUUCUUGUUAUACUGUUAUUCAUAUUGCUGUAAUAGAAAACAGGGACUAUCAUUGACAAUGACUUCCGAUAGCCUAGAAUGACUUCAUAAUGUCUGAGAGUUCUUCUGAAAUCAAGUCUGAGUCUUAUGGCUUCGACAAAGUCUAUAAUGAGAGCAAUCUGGAUCGAGUCAUCUGGAUUCUUGGAAUUAAGUAGCUCGAUUGCAGCUUCUACCAGAUGAUCUUCAAUUAUUCUAAGUGUACCAUCGCAGUACUUGUGAAUUUUGCUCAUGAGUAGACCUCGUUUGAUGCCCUUGUAAUCUUUGUAGACGAGUCCUAUCUCGGGUUGUGUUACGAUGGUGCCUUCUUCAAAACUUUCGAUCCAUUUAGCUCUAUUCCUUGGAGCAGAAUAAUUCACUUUGGAAAGAUUGUUUUCAAUGGCCAUUUGCAGAUCGAAGAGAGAAUAGUAUUUGACUUGUCUCAUCAUGAAUCUCUUGAGUGCGUUAAGGCCUAGUUCUCUGUCUUCUGGAGGAAAAUCUCUUAGUCUCUCUUUCCUUUAUUCGUAGUAUAGCUGGAUGAGAUCUUCAGGAACAACAUGAUAUAGAUUAGCUUCAGAGACUCUUUGUACUAUUCUAUUUUGUCAUUCGAACUCGAUCACUGGAUAUUUUACUAAUCCGCAGCUACGAACUUCAAUUGAUUUGAUCCCAAUGAUUAGAGAAUCAGAAUGUUUCUUCAGUCGUUCACGAUGUCCAUAAGGAUCAUUCUGAUCUGCAGUCAUAUUUCUCAGCAUCCAAAUGUGACCAGAAGCUUCUGUUCCUUUCAAAUGUUCUAGUCCUCUUAGCUCAAGUUCGUCUAUCUUCUUGAUUCCUUUCUCACUUCUCCAGAUCCUUGGUCUCAGAUCUUCUUGGUAUGGCACGAUUAUCUUGACAUUCUCCCAAGGUAUCUCAAAUUUGUCUUCUAUCUUGGAAUCACCUGGGCGCGUCACGAUCAGAUCUUUGACUAUGUGAAAAUCAGGAAGUGGAUCGUCGUAGAAUUCUCCUUGAGCAUACUCUUCAGGUUCAAGUCCCAUUAACUUUUCAGCAUCCGUCUUCUUGACUUCUCGAAUGAAAUUCAGCUUCUUUAGAGCUUCUGCGUUGUCUAGCUUAUGAAGUUUAUCUUUCUCAUUGUCUUCUACCCAUUCAAGCAAUAUUAGAUCAGUAGCUUUCUCUUUGUUUCUUUUUCCUUUUGCUUUGAAGCUUUCUUUCUUGAUGAUGAUGAUGGUUGAUCAGAUUGGGGGAUUGCUGAAGUAGGAGUAGAUCUAGGCUUUGCAACCUAUGGGACUUGUGAAGUGGAAAUCGGAGGGGCAGAUGUGGGUAACGUAACACCGGAGUCACAGAGACUUACCGUUUUCAUCAUACUGAGGUGAACUCAUUCUGAUGGCCUGAAAACAAUGGUGAUAGAGAUGUUGCAUUGUCAGGACUUCCUUCCAAUCCUUGGUCAACAUCCAUGAAGGAUGAGCCUAUAGAAGUUCUCGAGAGGACACAAAGUCCUGGCUCGGUGUUAAUGGGUUCAGAAGGGUGAAAAACUGUUAAGGCUAGUGACUCGUUGGGUGCGAUGGAGGAUGAAGGUUCAGGCUGAGAAGAUGUGGAUGGUUCAGAGCUAAUGGAGGAUGGGAUGAUUGAUUUUGAAGUUGUUUGCUCACAAGUACGUUGCCUUUUCUCCCCCUCAUGAUGAUCCGAAUCAUCGACGUCAUCAUGCUCACGCUUAGGAAAGCGUUCUUGAUCACGGUAAGUGGUGGUAGGGAUGAAUGGUGGGGUUUGGGCUAGGAUGAGGUGGAAGGUAGGUUCGGCUAGGAGUCUAUCAAGGUAAUACUCAGAUAAAUCUAGAAUGUUCAUUUGGGUAGGGUCGAGGUGAGAGGUAGAUGGAGAGGAUGUGGGUAUGAUGGUAGUAGGUGUAAUAAUUGAUGGAAGAGUUCCUAUGCAGGGAGUUGGGUGUGAUCUUUGGUCUGCUACGCCUGUUGGGACUAUAGGGCGUAGGUCUUGUAAAAGUGAAAGCUUGAAGGCUAGAAGCUCAGACCUCAGAUCCUCCCUAGUUAAAUUAGCGAAUGAAGAAAAACAUGACCUAAAAGAAGUAUCAGUUCUCACAACAUCACUAAGAAUAGUGGUGCCAUGGCCUGCUGGGGAGUAUAGUGUGGCAGGACUUCCAACCGUCAUUGACGUAUCUCUGGUUGUUAAGACAGGAGGUAAUGAACCUGUAUCAGUGUGUGCAGAAAUAAAAGGUUGUGUCCUAGAAAAUAAUAAAAACUCUGGGAUUGUGGACAUGAGACCUAACUUACAUUGGCUUGCAGUGUGGGGCGGUUCACUGAUGGGUUCCCCUUGUUGGGUUGAAACGACCAUCUGUUGGGAGACAGUCGAGUGGUCUAUGCUUGGCUCAUUUUGCGCUAUUGAACUCGAUGUAGUGACUUCUACUCGGGAACUGACAAGGUCAGAACCUGUACCUAUGGGUUGAGUUCGGUUUAUUUCAGUGACUGGUGAUGAUGAGACAAUUAAAGCACUUGAGGAGGAGACAUAAGCUCUCUUGGACUGAGUCUCACCUGCCCUCUUUUUGGUCUUUGUCACUCUCGGACCCUUACUUCCACUCAGCUUAGAAGUCCUUUGGGUAGACAUAGUGGGGUUUGACUGUGUCGUAGGGAUAGAAGACAUACUAAUCUUGUAUUCAGCAACAUGAGGAUAGUUGGGAGCAGCAAGGUUGAGUAGAGCAUCCGGGAUAGGCAUGGGCUACAUCUCAGGAGUGUUCUCAGAGUUCUUGAAGUGGAUAAGCUGAGGGAUUGCUUGCAUCUCUGCUGUUGGCCUUGGUGGAAGGCUGACAUCUUCCUUUAUGAAGUGGUCGAUCAGAAUUGAGAACCAACGUACAUAUGGGACGUACUUGGUCUUUUUGUUGGAUGCCCUUGUGCUCAGUUGUUCUAGGAUCUCGAGCCAGAUGAGCUGUGCCCAGUCAUAGUUCUUUGAAAACAUAACUCCAUGGACCAGCUUCAGAAUGUGAAUGUUGCAUUGGUCGUGGCUGGUUUGUUUGGAUGAGAGGCACUUGUUCAGAAUUGCAAAAAGGGUUUUCCACGGCCUGGGCAGCUUGUUGCUUAUGAAUUGAGAGGAUGAUGUGAGAGGAGGUAGAUGGCCUAUUUUGAUCAUAUAUGAGAAGAUGGUUGAGUUCUCUGGGAAUGGGUCGUAUUCAGCUGAUACUGGUAGGUGGAGGAGGGUACGGAAGGUAUCUUUGGUGAUGGUGAUGGUGGUGUUGGCUAGUGUGGCUUUGAGAGUGGGGAUUGGGUCAGUAGUGGUGUUCAUGGUUCUCCAGAGUUGUCUCAGGUAGAUUUUAGGGGCUUUGACAGACAAUGUAAGUGCUGGCCACAGUAGAUGCCCUUUGAGUAUGAAGAUCAUUACUUUGUCUUGGCAUUUGAGUAUGGUGGGGUCCAACAAAUAAUUGUUGUCCUUAAUCUCAAUCCAGUUCUCCUGUGGGUAAACUUCCUCCUCAUAUAUGAAAGCCAUUAUGCUUGAAUUGCACACAAAAAACACUUGAGAUUAGAGAAAUGGUUUUUGGGCUUUGGUGAUAUGGGGAAAUGGGCUUUAGUUUUGGAUAAAUGGGUUUCAAGGAUUUCAAGUAUUAGGAAUUUCGGGUGGAGGGAUUUCGGAUAUAAUGAUUUCGGUAAAGGGAUUUUGGGUAGAGGGAUUUUAGUAAACGGAUUUCGGUGACCCGGUGUAUUUGAGGAUUUCAGGUCUUAAUAAAAGAAUGAUUUUGGAAGGAAAGAUUUCGGGAGGCCGAGUUAUGAUUUCGGGUGUAUGAUUUCGGGACAGGGAAUCUCGGAUGGAGAACUUGGGUAAAGAUUUCGGGAAGGCGAAUCUCGAAUAUAAUGAUUUCGGAAUGGGGAAUAGUUCGGGACAAGGAUUUCGGUAGGGUCGGUUCCGGAGAUUGGUAUGUUGGUUGAUAUUUCGAAUGGGAUUUCGGCUGAGGGAAUUUGAAGGAAGUUGGAAUGAAAAGCUCUUUUGCUAUGGAGUCUGAGGUUCAGGGGAAGGUAAGAAAACUUUGGGGUGUAGAAGAAUGGUGAAGACAACGGCGAGGGGGGUUUCCGGUGGUUGGGUCCGGUUUCUUCGUCGACGUUUCCAAGGGUGUAGGUGCAAUUUUACACACACACGCACACAUGCAAACAAAAUUUAAACAAAGAAAAGCAUAAACAACCUGGUGAAGAAGAUGAAUGACGGACGAAUAAGAUGAAGUUUGUGAGAGCUCUUUGAGUGCUUUUUAGAAAAAGUGAGAAUAGAGAUAGAGGAAGAUGAAACAAAAUUCCAACCGUUUCUUUCUUAAGUACCCGCGAAAAGAAAAGAGAAAAUCUUUUUGGAUUUUUCUGAUUUAGGAAACUGACUCAAUUUAACUGACUAAAAAUCCUAGACUGGCUCAAUUUUUUUUUGUGAUUUUCUAAAUUUUUUAAAAAAUGCGGAUACUAAAAAGAAAUUAAAAAUUAGUCCCCCUCAAUUAUAGCACUCGGACCAGACAAAUUUUGCUCCCCCUUAAUGUUUGCACACUUUAGGGAAACAGGGUCACAGACAAUGAAACUAACUAAAAAAAUGACACGACACACAAAAAAAUUUAUAACUAAAACUCCCCCUAUACUUGUGCACGGUAUUAAAAUUCCAAAUUCAGCAUUCCCAGUUUAUAGACCAGGAACUGAAAUCUUUUCUCGUCCAGAGCUUUUGUGAAUAAAUCAGUCAAUUGAAGCUGAGUGCACACAAAGUAUAGGUCCACAUGACCUUUUUCAAUAUGAUCUUUGAUGAAGUGGAAUCUCAGGUCAAUGUGCUUAGUGCGAGAAUGAUGAACCGGGUUGCAUGAGAUAGCAAUCGCACUUUUUGAGUCACUGUAAAUCGGAAUGUGGUCAAAAUCUUACUCUAUACAAAACGAAGUGGAAAUGCAACAACUUUUCCCGCCCAAAGUUUCGGGUCAAAAAUGGGUCAAAAGUGGGCAAUUCGCUUCUGUGGUCUGGGGUCCACUUCGGUGUGACAUUUCGUACCAUUAAGGUCAUUCCAAAUGCAGAGGUUGGUUCUCAAGCAUUAAUGAAUUAGGUGGCAUUAAAUGGGGUGGUUGAGAGGGGCGAGAUCUAUUGCACUUUGGGUAAUUCAGUUUCAUUGCAAACCCUAAAAAUUCGAAUUCCCUAUAAAUACCAACAUGGUUCAGUUCAAAACUACAAACCACAAUGGCAUCUAGCAAAGAAAACUCCGAACCACAUGGUAGUCAAUUGUAUUCAAUGAUUAGGGAAGUUAACCACACCAGAACAAACUGGGCUCUAAAAGUAAGGGUGGUGAGAGCAUAUGAGGUUUCACCUCAAUCCAAAGGAGGUGCAAGAAGGGAAUUUGUUUUCCACGAUGAGAACGGUGACCGCAUUCAUGCUGUUGUGAAAAGGCCAUUCAUGCAUUUGUAUGAAAACAAACUGCAGGAAAACAAGUGUUUCAGAAUCAAGAACUUCUUAGUUUUUGAUAACUACUUCAACUACAAAACUACUGAACACCCUUAUGUUUUAGAAUUUUUCAAAAAAACAAUGGUCUAUGAUUUGCACUCAGCAACUUUUCCAAACUUAGUGUUCAAUUUCCAUCAAUUUGACGCGCUGCAGAGUCUAAGAGUCAUCAACGACAAAUUGCUUAUCGAUGUAAUUGGUAAGUACGUCGGGAAGACUCCAGUACAAACACCAAUCGUUAAUGGGAAACCAGAAAAGCUGAUUGAACUAACUUUGGAAGAUCCAGAUGGAAAUCGUAUUGGAUGCACAUUGUGGAACAACUACUGCAAACAGUUCACUGAUUUUUAUGAUGCUCAUAAAAAUGAAGCCAUCUACAUCAUACUACAAAUGGGUAGACCCAGACGCUAUCAAGGUCAUGUCUUGGUGGGAACAUCUUAUGAUGUUUCGAAGUUGUUAAUAAAUGGUUCUAGCCCGAAGUUUGAAGAUUUGAAAUCGCAGUUUGGACCAGAUGACGACAAUACAACAAUGACUACCUUCACUGCAAAUUCAGUUGGUCAGGGUAGUGAGGACGUUUUUAGGGGAAAGGCUACUAUGACAAACAUCAGUGAUUUGCUAAAGGACCCAGAGGAUGGAACCUAUUGGCUACUUGGUGAUAUUGUAUCACUAGACAACUAUAAGGAAUGGUGCUACCUGAGCUGCCCAACAUGCAACAAGAAAAUAAAGCCAGAAGAUGAAAGGUUCAGAUGCAUCACAUGUGACACGACUAUUCCCGAGGGAGUGUUGAGGUACAAAGUUUCAGUUUGUGUCAUGGAUGACUCAGGUCACGCUACGUUCACCUUAUGGGAUAGGGAAUGUAUAGAUAUUGUGGGGAAAACUGCAGCAAUAUUAAGAAUGGAAGUUGAAAAGAAAACGGGUGAUCCUACCCACUUCCCUGAGGACAUUGAGGCUUUGAUUGAUCAAAGAGCAAUCUUCAAAAUUCAAAUAAAAGCAAGAGACGAAAGUUCUUCUUACAAAGGUCCAGUUUCAUAUGGGAUACUUGCAAUGAUAAGAGACAAAUCUAUCUUGGACCUCUAUACCAAAAAUGAAACCCAUGCACUUGAAAUGGAUGAAAACACAGAUGUUGAGAAGAGCGGAUCAACAGGAAACGAGAUAGAAGAUGGUACUGCUAGCAGUAAAUCAAAACAGAAGACUGUUGUAAUUGAAGAUGACGAUUUCGUGUCACCUACACAAGUUGAAAACCAAGAUGACAGGAGGGCGGCUGAAAAGGGUAAGGAAGUGAAUUGCCUAGAAACUCCAACAACUAUUCGGACAGUAGGUGGUAUUGAAGGGAACGAUCAACUUAAGAGAAAUCUGAAUGAUCAGUUUUCGGCGAAUGUUAACAUCAAACGGAGAAGUAUCCGCGUCAAACAAGAGAAGGAAUAAUGUGAAGAUAGACCAGCAGGCUCAGCUACAUUUUACUUGAAAAAGGAGUGUGGAUUGAUGAUUUGUUGAAUAUUUUGUUUGGGCACUUACAUAUUUAUUUAGAACUGUGCCUUACUUUUUUGCUAAACUACGAGCUGGGUCUGUAGUAAUGAACUCUGUUUUGCAUUGUUCAAGUUGUAGGCAUGAACAAUUAUCAACUAUGUUAGACUUAUAUUUCAGAUCAAAACAAAUUUUUCUAUGUUAGAUUUUGCAAUGUCAACUUUUCAGGGUUAAAGGACUCCUACGGAUGCAUCAGCAUAAGGAAGAAGGGCACCUACGAAACGGAAAGGAGACCAGGAGACCAUGAUCUGGAGGAACGAAGACAAAAGAGAGUAGACCAGGGGGGCUUGAUUCAUAUAGAAAU
Molecule: messenger RNA, 12955 nt
Organism: Cuscuta europaea
Lineage: Eukaryota; Viridiplantae; Streptophyta; Magnoliopsida; Solanales; Convolvulaceae
Source: the annotation of a GenBank genome assembly